UAAAUACAUUUGAACUGAAGUGUAGUCGAUGAUGGGGAUUAUAUGGGCGGGUGUUGUUUCGUGGCAGUAUUGAAAAUGGGCGGACUUUAAAAAUCAGCCAGGAAAAGACAGGAAAGUCAUUACUUCCUCAGAGCACAACAACAAGAAAACGAUGGCUGCCAUUCGUAAGAAACUUGUUAUAGUUGGUGAUGGAGCCUGUGGAAAGACCUGUUUACUUAUUGUUUUUAGUAAAGAUCAGUUUCCUGAAGUCUACGUGCCCACAGUGUUUGAAAACUAUGUUGCAGACAUUGAGGUUGAUGGAAAACAGGUAGAGCUUGCCUUGUGGGACACUGCUGGACAGGAGGAUUACGAUCGUUUACGUCCUCUCUCAUACCCUGACACAGAUGUCAUUCUUAUGUGCUUUUCCGUUGACAGUCCUGAUAGUUUGGAGAACAUUCCAGAAAAGUGGACGCCAGAGGUAAAGCAUUUCUGUCCGAAUGUACCCAUCAUCCUUGUGGGUAACAAAAAGGAUCUCCGAAAUGAUGAGCAUACACGACGGGAACUUGCCAAAAUGAAACAGGAGCCUGUGAAACCCGAGGAAGGACGAGACAUGGCCAACCGAAUUAAUGCCUUCGGUUAUUUAGAAUGCUCAGCCAAGACAAAAGAUGGCGUGAGAGAGGUUUUUGAGAUGGCCACCAGAGCAGCACUGCAAGCGAAGAAACGUGGCAAAAAGACUGGCUGUUUACUCCUAUAAAAACCUGUAGAAGAACAGGUAUCAGUUAACACAACCCAGGAUUAAGACUUAAGAACAGGGAGGGGGGUGGGAGAAGCCUAACAUUCGUGUCCUCGUACAGUUGGCGUACCGGGACAAUGUGUCAAGAAGACUAACCAGGAGAAACCAAUGGACAGACUUUGGGAACAGCUGUGAAACUGGUGACUUCAUUGUCUGUCAUUAAAUGAGAUCGGGGUUAUGAGUUUUCUGGUCUCGCCAAGCAAAAUUUAUACCUAGGGUAUUUGUUGUUGUCAUAUUGCUUUUUCCCUUUUUAAGCCCGAAAUAUGUUUUAUAAAACUGUUCUCUGAUCAGUAUCUCUUUUAGGUUUACUCUCCUGUCUUUAGCAAUCGUUUUGUGUGUGACAGAUUGUAUGUAAGUUUGUAUAUUAAUGUUUGUGUGAAUGAACACACAGAAUGUGUCUCUUUGUUAUAUACGAGUCUAUCUGGAUGGUUUUAUUCUGUAUCAUGUGCUCAGCUGAAGCACACACUGAACAUUGAAGUGAGCUGUAUUCUGUUUAACCUCUCACUUCAGCCUUAUUCCCUGUUUAAGUCUCAAAGGAUUUAGGGUUGUACGUUAGGGAUCAAAACCGUUUAAUGCAUUUUAUUUAAUAAGCAAAUACUAUUUUUAAAAUGUAAAUUUUGUGUGUUUAUAGUAUUUGAAAAACUAUUGGCAAUACUUUUGAAUAAAAGACUGUCAACAAAGUAAUUUAU
Paramisgurnus dabryanus is the source of this 1461-nucleotide messenger RNA. The record is from RefSeq and is a predicted model, not a curated record. Lineage: Eukaryota; Metazoa; Chordata; Actinopteri; Cypriniformes; Cobitidae.